AUGAAGGUUGCAGUUUGUAUCCUCAUUGCUUUCCUGGGUUUAGCCAAUGGCACUGGUUACGACUACGUAAAUGGUGGAGGGUAUCGGUCUGAGAGAUCAUAUGAAGUAGUUGGCAAAAGAGGCUCAGGAUAUGGCUGGGGCAAUGGAGGCUCUGGAUCUGGAUGGGACAAAGAAAGUUCAGGAUAUGGAGGUUAUGGAGCCUAUGGAUCUGGAUCUGGAUCUGGCAAAGAAAGUUCUGGAUAUGGAGGUUAUGGAGGAUAUGGAUCUGGACGGGUCAGUGUAGGCUCAGAAUCUGGAUUGGGUCAUGGAGGUUCAGGAUAUGGAGGUUAUGGAGGCUACGGAUCUGGAAAUGGCAAAGAAAGUUCAGGAUAUGGAGGUUAUGGAGGUUCAGGAUAUGGAGGUUAUGGAGGCUACGGAUAUGGAAAUGGCAAAGAAAGUUCAGGAUAUGGAGGUUAUGGAGCCUAUGGAUCUGGAUCUGGCAAAGAAAGUUCUGGAUAUGGAGGUUAUGGAGGCUACGGAUAUGGAAAUGGCGAAGAAAGUUCAGGAUAUGGAGGUCAUAGAGGCUACGGAUAUGGAAAUGGCGAAGAAAGUUCAGGAUAUGGAGGUUAUGGAGGCUACGGGUAUGGAAAUGGCAAAGAAAGUUCAGGAUAUGGAGGUUAUGGAGGCUACGGAUAUGGAAAUGGAGAGGAAAGUUCAGGAUAUGGAGGUUAUGGAGGCUACGGAUAUGGAAAUGGCGAAAAAAGUUCAGGAUAUGGAGGUUAUAGAGGCUACGGGUAUGGAAAUGGCAAAGAAAGUUCAGGAUAUGGAGGUUAUGAAGGCUCUGGAUCUGGAAUGGUCAGUGGAGGCUCAAAAUCUGGAUGGGGUCAUGGAAGUUCAGGAUAUGGAAGUUAUGGAGGCUAUGGAUCUGGAUGGGGACAUGGAGGCUCUGCUCAUGGAAUGGGCAAAGGAGGUUCAUCAGACUAUAGACAUAAAGGUAACGUGUAA
Molecule: messenger RNA, 984 nt
Organism: Mytilus californianus (California mussel)
Lineage: Eukaryota; Metazoa; Mollusca; Bivalvia; Mytilida; Mytilidae
Exons: 1
Coding region: 1-984 (327 amino acids)
Source: RefSeq, a predicted model, not a curated record